Molecule: messenger RNA, 555 nt
Organism: Raphanus sativus (radish)
Lineage: Eukaryota; Viridiplantae; Streptophyta; Magnoliopsida; Brassicales; Brassicaceae
Source: the annotation of a RefSeq genome assembly
AUGAAAAAUUUAACCGAUUCUUUCGUUUACUUGGGUCACUGGCCAUCCGCCGGGAGUUUCGGGUUUAAUACCGAUAUUUUAGCAACAAAUCCAAUAAAUCUAAGUGUAGUCUUCGGUGUAUUGAUCUUUUUUGGAAAGGGAGUGUUAAAUGAUUUAUUAGAUAACCGAAAGCAGAGGAUAUUAAAUACUAUUCGAAAUUCAGAAGAACUACGUGAAGGAGCUAUUCAACAAUUAGAAAACGCCCGAGCUCGCCUGCGUAAAGUAGAAACGGAGGCGGAUCAGUUUCGCGUAAAUGGAUACUCUGAAAUCGAACGAGAAAAAGUAAAUUUGAUUAAUUCAACUUCUAGGACUUUGAAACAAUUAGAAAAUUACAAAAACGAAACCAUUCUUUUUGAGCAACAAAGAACAAUUAAUCAAGUCCGUGAACGGGUUUUCCAACAAGCUUUACAGGGAGCUAUAGGAACCUUAAAUAGUUGUUUGAGUAACGAGUUACAUUUACGUACUAUUAAUGCAAAUAUUGGUAUGUUUGGUACGAUGAAAGAAAUUACUGAUUAG